Messenger RNA from Chironomus riparius, 1656 nucleotides. Lineage: Eukaryota; Metazoa; Arthropoda; Insecta; Diptera; Chironomidae. The record is from the annotation of a GenBank genome assembly.
AUGGGAUUAGCAUACUUAUUGACUCCUAGACAUGCUGUGACAGGAUAUUUUUUUGAGGACGAUAAAAUUGACAUUAUGAGUUCGGUAGAGGAGUUUUCAGCUGGCUUAUCUUCGGAAAUUGCUUGUAAGGCACAAGAACAAAUCAUAUCGUUUGUUGAAGAAAUGUCCAUGCUUCCGCAGAAAAAAAGAGAUUUCUUGUUUAAAAUGUCAGUAGGAAACUAUUGGAAUAUCAUUGGAAAGGAAAAGUAUCCAGAACUAUCCAAAAUAGCACAGCCGAUUAGUGAUAUGAUUUGUUCUUCAGCUACUGCAGAAAGAGUGUGGUCAACGUUUGGAUUCAUACAUUCGCGAUUAAGGAAUAGAUUAACAAAUGAACGAAGUAAACAUUUAAAUGUCUUCAACUCCUCAAAAAAAAAAGGAAAACUUCCUGAGGAAGUAGCUAAAUUGUAUGGUGGAGGCUCAAGUAAAAAUAAAAAUAAGGAACAGAGAACAAAACAUUACAAUCCGGACAAAACCAGGAAUAAAUUUUGGAAAAUUAAUGAUUUUUUCAACAAAUCGAGUGACAUUUGUGGAUCUCGUUUUAAUGAAAACCGUGAAAUACGUCCAGCCGAAAAUACAGCUCCAACAGAUGAAACACUGACAGAAAUAAAUUCAUUACUAACUUCAGCUUUCACAGUGUCCAACGAAUAUGAACAACUUACCAAAUGCGAUGAACGAAAUGUUGAUAAACUAUUCACAGUAAUGGGAAAUAUGAAUAAGACCAUGCUUGAAUUAAUCACUCAAUUGAAAAAUGCAAUCAUCUUGAAGAAUGAAGCCACUAUAAAUAAAUUUACCAAUGAGCUUAAAUCAUGUACAUCAUUCAUUAGCAAUGAAAUCAAUCAUGUAAAGAAGGAAAUCAGGGAUAUUAAGCGUAAUGAUGAAACGGAAUGUUUAAGAGUGAUUCAUUUAUGUUCGCGUGAUUUAAAAAGAGUGUGGAUACGAUUUGCUUACUCUUCAGACGCUGAAUAUUUUAGAGCUAAAAACUCAUUUACAUCGAUUAAGGAACUGCUUUCACAGUUAAAUAUUAGGAUUAAUAUGGCUCAAUAUCCAAUCGAAUCAUUCUUUUAUCAAUCAAAAAAAUUCUCUUCAGAUCAAAUAAUGCCAGAAAUUGCUCUGUGUUGCAUAUUUGUCAAUCAAACAUUGGCUUCAGUUGUUAAAAAUGGUAUCAGAAAAUUCAAUAAAGGACUAGAGGAAAAUGGACAGUCAACGCUUAUCAGAUAUAAAGUUAAUACUGACUGGUCAUAUGAAAUUCGCUCAAUUUUGAACCCUUGUAAUGAAAUGAUGCGCUUCAAGGUCAUUGAUAAAGUUUACAUAACAAAUGAUGGUCUCAAAGUAUUUCACAAAGAAUUGCACAGACAGAAUAACUCAACAUACACCUCAUCAUUUGUUAAUUUACUAAGCAAACUUGACUCACUUCGUAAAAAGCUACAAGAUUUUAAUUGCACAGUGCCUACAUUGCAAGCAUACAAUUCCGACUAUUUUGCUAAAACUGUCGAGGAAAAAUUAAAAAUUAGAGAAGCUUAUGAUACCCAAUUACACUCAAACAUUGAAGAAUAUGACGUCUCUCAGGAUGAUGAAAUGGAUGCAUCUAUAGUAUCCACCGCCUCACAACCAAUAUGA